Ruditapes philippinarum (Manila clam) is the source of this 1220-nucleotide messenger RNA. Its product is annotated as spondin-1-like. NCBI's taxonomy places the organism in Eukaryota, Metazoa, Mollusca, Bivalvia, Venerida, Veneridae. Bases 267 to 1220 code for a protein of 317 amino acids. The record is from RefSeq and is a predicted model, not a curated record. The transcript is spliced from 4 exons.
UGUAACUUAAUUGGUUGUAGCAACAUCUGGUGCUAUUUUUGAAAGAGUGUAACUUCAGAAAAACAAGGUGAUGCUGUCAAGUUCACAUUUGAGGAAAGUAUCUACAAUCAAUUUACAUACAUAAAAUAUAUUUUCAUGACGCUCAUCCUCAUGGAAAAUAUCACUGAACAUUCAGAAUGAAUUUAACUGUUUUUCUUUUUCGAAACCAGGGUAAAUAGUAUGGAUAUUCAUCCACUUGAUUUUAAAUAAGUUUUCUAAAAUAUAAAAUGGCAGCAUAUGUAUCAAAAUAUGUCUCAGUGCUUUGUUUCAUAAAUUCCAUUUUGUUUGUAACUGUUCAAGAAUGUGGACCACCAAUUGAUUGUGUUGUAAGUGAGUGGAACCAUUGGAUCGGAUGUACACAUUCAUGUGGAGAGUAUGGUUCCCGAACUCGUACACGCGUUGUUUUUCAAAAGGCUGAAUGUGGAGGCACGUGUCCAUUUGAUAUAGAGGAAAAUGAAAAUUGUAACCGGAAGUGCUGCCCGGUUGAUUGCACCUAUACUAAAUGGUCGAGCUGGGAUUCGUGCUCGUGUACAGAAGAUGGCUGUGAUGGUGAAGGGGAAAGGUUCAAAUGUACCAGAAAGCGCAGAAAGCUUACAGACUCUGCAUGCGGAGGCUAUUGUGACGAGCAGACGACAAAUAUACAAUGUGGAUACCUUUGUUGUUAUCGUGAUUGUAUUCCCGGUUGGUGGACAGAUUGGAGCGAAUGUGAUGCUCCGUGUGGGCAAAUAGGUACCAAGAACCGCACGCGAGGAGUUAUUCAAGACGCUGCUUGCGGUGGGAAACCCUGCCAAAACAUGAAGGAGACUGUCACGUGCAUGGGCAAAUGUUGUCCUGUUCAUUGCGUGCUCGGGGAUUGGAGUGAAUGGAGUAGUUGUGAAAGCACGUGUGGAGAAGCCUUGCAAGUCCGAACAAGACACGUGCAGCUACCAGUAUGUGGUGGGGAACCAUGUACGGAGGAACCUGUUGAACAAGAAACUAGAACAUGCACGAAUUAUUUCAAUGUGGAUUGCGAGGCACGUGAAAGGCCGCCAAAUUCGUCGACACCUCCAAAGAUGAAGGUACUUACCAAGAGACUUAACCCAAGCUUCUGUACUUGCACGACUGUAAGCUUCGGUACCGAAUGGAAAGAGUGGUUGUCUGGUCAAAUAAAGAUGCGAAAGGAGAUAAAUGUAGCGAAAUGA